AAUAACCCUCACCCACCCCACCACCCAAUGCCCUUUCCUUUUUUCACAUUAAAUCUCAACAACAAGAUACCCCCAACUGUGAAGGCUCCUGCUUCUUCCAAUGAAACGAAUUUCCCCAGAUUCUCCCUCCCCCCAACCCAAUUUGAAGAGAGUAAAGGAAGACCCCGAAACUGGGGGGUUCAUGAAUUUGGAUGAAAACCUUUUGUACGAGGUUCUGAAACACGUUGAUGCCAGGACCUUAGCAAUGGCCUCCUGCGUUAGUAAGCUGUGGCUCAAAACUGCCAGAGACGAGCGUCUUUGGGAGUUGAUCUGUACCAGGCACUGGGCUAACAUCGGUUGCGGAACCCAACAGCUUAGAUCCGUUGUUUUACCUCUCGGUGGUUUCCGCCGUCUCCACUCCCGUUACCUUUGGCCGCUUUCCAAACCCCAAGCUGCUUCACCUUUGCCUUGGGCUCCGCCCAAGAUUAUAAACUCCAAGCCGCCGGCUCGGUGGGGAAAAGAUGAGGUUCACCUUUGUUUGUCUCUUCUCUCUAUACAGUAUUAUGAGAAGAUGCAUUUCACAAGCAGGCGCAGAUAAUUGUAGUAUUGGGUUUUUGUUUUACGUUUGGGUUGGUUCUUAUUUUCUUAUAUUUACCUUGGGAUUUUUCAUUUGUAUUUAAGCUGGUGAAGUAGUUGUGUGAUUCUGUUGUAAUUUCGAGUAUGAAAAUUGAAACAAUUGUUUCUUAAAUUUAUGAUUAUUACAUAUAAUGUUGUGGUUUCCAAA
This is a messenger RNA of Gossypium raimondii (Peruvian cotton), 763 nucleotides long. RefSeq names its product F-box protein GID2. Gene Ontology annotation, cellular component: SCF ubiquitin ligase complex. The record is from RefSeq and is a predicted model, not a curated record. Bases 101 to 577 code for a protein of 158 amino acids. The transcript has a single exon. Gene Ontology annotation, molecular function: protein binding. NCBI's taxonomy places the organism in Eukaryota, Viridiplantae, Streptophyta, Magnoliopsida, Malvales, Malvaceae. Gene Ontology annotation, biological process: regulation of gibberellic acid mediated signaling pathway.